UUAUUGAUAUAUUAAAUGAUUAACUGAUUUUCAAAUUCAUAAAAUUGAAUGAAUCCGGGAUUUGAUACCAAGGAAGCCCUAUGAAAAGGAAAAAGAAAGAAAGGAAAAUAGUAAAACUGAAACCUAUCUCUUUCUCUCUCUCUUUCUCUGCUUGCGGCGGAAGGAGCACCGUCGACCCUCCCCUCUCACCUCAGGUGGACCGCCGUUCCUUUUUCUCGAAACCCCGAGCCCAGCUUCCCUUUCUCCCUGUCGGUGCUCUCGUUACCACGGCGUCACCACCACCGCCACUUGAAGCGACGCAACCUGAGAACUCACGGAACUCGAAGGUUCCUUCCCCCUCGCGAAUCCCGACGUUGUUUCUCGACAAAUAAAGCAAGAAAAAAGAGAGAGAAUAAACCCUAAAAAUUCCCUCAUUAUCUGAGUCUCAAAGAACCUCUUCGGUUCCCCUGCAAGUUUAACAGCUCCGACUCAAGCUCCAAUUUCACAAGGUUUUCCCUUUCUUUGUAACUGUGAUUUAGGGAAAUUUGUUUUGAAAUCGAGAUGAAGAAUCCCAAUAACCAAUUUUCUAAGUUAAAGAAAGUAGAGUUUCCCGAUAGUGAAGAGGACAUCGAAUCACCAUUGUCAUCCUCUUCCUCUGAACAUGAGGAGGAGGAGAUAGAGCGGGAACUAGCAGAUGUGACAUUCGAGGAGUUGCAGAAGGCACGCUCUAAUGGGUCACAUUCAGUGUCUAGAAAGGACAACAAAGAGAAGAAGGUUGGUCGUGCCAAUAAGAACAGACCAAUGGAAGUUAGUUGUAAGAAGCCAGUUGGUCGAUUUAGAGAUGUUGUUCAAGCUCCUAAAAAGGUCCUACGAGACCCACGGUUUGAGUCUUUAUGUGGUACACUUGAUAAUGAUGGCUUUAAAAAAAGAUAUAAUUUUCUUUUCGAGGAGGAGCUUCCUGCUGAAAAGGAGGAACUAGGCAAGCAAUUGAAGAAAUCGCGUGAUCCAGAAGUCGUUGAAGAGCUAAAGAACCAACUAUCUUGGAUCAACAAACAGCUGAAGCCUGAUUCAACAAAGCAUAGAGAAAAUGCUAUUUUGGCUGAACAUAAGAGAAAAGAAAGAGAAGCAGUAAAGCAGGGGAAAAAACCCUUUUAUCUUAAGAAAUCUGAUGUCCGAAAACAACGACUCCUUGAAAAAUAUGAACAGCUUCAGGGAUCUGGCAAGCUUGAAGCCUAUAUUGAGAAAAGAAGGAAAAAGAAUGCUGCAAAGGAUCAACGAUACAUGCCUUAUCGCAAGCCUGCGGAGAAUCAGUAACAACCAAGUUAAUGAGCUGAUUUCGUCUUUAAAUGUAGCAUAUAAAUCUUCCAUCUUUUAUGUUAUGGUGGUGGAGACAUUCCCUGCUCUUAGGUUGAGACUCCCACAAUGCCUUGAGGUAGUUCAGGCCUCAGCUGAUAGUAUUUAAUAAGGCCAUAUAGAUGUUACUUGAACUAAACACAAAGUGGUAGAAGAAAGGAAAACAAUCCAUUUUUGUGAAUUUUUGUUCACCAACUUAAGGCAUGCUAUUGAAGGUUUUGGUUUUCCAUUGCAUCUUAAUUUGAUCCCAUCAAAUCAUUUUUGGGAUGUUGAUACUUGAUGGUAAUAUUAUUAUUUUUAACCAAAAAAUGUAUUUUUUUUUAAGAAAUAAUAUUUACAUAUUGUUUUAUC
This is a messenger RNA of Cannabis sativa, 1683 nucleotides long. RefSeq lists its product as uncharacterized. Bases 541 to 1293 code for a protein of 250 amino acids. Gene Ontology annotation, cellular component: 90S preribosome; nucleolus. Lineage: Eukaryota; Viridiplantae; Streptophyta; Magnoliopsida; Rosales; Cannabaceae. Gene Ontology annotation, biological process: maturation of SSU-rRNA from tricistronic rRNA transcript (SSU-rRNA, 5.8S rRNA, LSU-rRNA). The record is from RefSeq and is a predicted model, not a curated record. The transcript has 10 exons.